Cotesia congregata is the source of this 909-nucleotide messenger RNA. The record is from the annotation of a GenBank genome assembly. Lineage: Eukaryota; Metazoa; Arthropoda; Insecta; Hymenoptera; Braconidae.
GGAAUACUCGGGUCGGGUUUUGCCCUAAAAGUCCAACAAAAGCAACGUCAAAAGCACUUCAACCGUCAGAUACCAGCCGCAGCGAUGUUGAUCCAGUGUCUGUGGCGAUGUUACGCCGCUGACAAAGCCAUCAACAGUGUAGCAACCUGGAAUAUUUACAUUAAGGACCCGGCACCUGGCGGACAACCCUCCACGCCGCUCGGCAAGGUGGCAAAGAAGGCGAGCGUGCUGAAGCGGAGAAAAUCCCGGAAUCGGAUGGAGAUGCAGGGCUCCCAGACCUCUGGGCUGCCCUCUAUAAUGACGCCGAGUUCCGGACCUGGAACUGGAACUGGAACCCAGACCGACAGCCAACGAAUCGACAACGAGGGCGACGUCGUGUUCUACAUGGAGGAGCCCAAAGCAGGAACGCCCAACAGAGCUCGUCGGGACAAUAGGGGUAGCCUGUUUACGUCGCAAACCAGCUCGGUGACAGAAGCUGCCAGCGACGAGAUCGAUAUCGACAUCGAAGAGCCCCAGAGGGUAACAACGCUCACCGAGGCGCAUCGAAACGCGAUAAGGGCCAUCAGAAAGAUCAAGUACUUUGUAGCACGGAGAAAAUUUCAACAGGCGCGAAAACCUUAUGAUGUCAGAGACGUUAUCGAACAAUACAGUCAAGGGCAUUUGAAUAUGAUGGUGCGAAUUAAGGAGCUACAGAGGAGAUUGGAUCAGACCCUGGGUAAGCCAGGGAGCUAUCUGGCGGGAAUCGACCGGGCUGGCAAUGUGAAACCCAUGACGAUCGGCGCACGUUUGUAUCGCGUUGAGCAGCAGUUGGCAGUGAUGGACAAGAAGCUUGACCAACUAGUAUACGUGCUGAACGCGAUGGCCCAAAAGCAGCAGAUACCGCUGAGAAGCAUAGAGGACGAAGUGUAA